UACUUUUGAGUGGAGUAAUUUUGUAUUUAAAAUACUCAAAAUACCUUCUCCACGAAUCAAAAUAAAUAAAUAAUAGGCUACAAAUUCUUAUAAUAUUGGAUGUAACAAUAUUUUUUUUACUUUUUUAAAAAAUAUUUUAUAUGUUUUUUUUUUUAAACUUGCCAUUCAAUGACCUAGUGGUCUGUUUUACUGGACUGUGCAUAACAUAGAAAAUUGUAUGUUGUGGUUGAUGCUUGGGAUGAGUAUGCUACAAAUGAAUUGCCUUAUGUGGGAUCAAUGAAGUUGUCGAAUCUAAAUCUGAAUUAACAAAUAAUAUUUUAGGCUACCUUACAUGUCCCUAGCUUUUUUUUCUCUUUAAAAGUUGAACACAGGGCUCCAAAGGCUCCGAGUUAGACAGCAAACAAGUUAACUAGCUACAGCAGCUACAGUAUCUUGCUGCUGUUUAGUGAGACCGUUGGUGGACGGUUCACAGCACAGCUAGACUAGACUGACUUGCCAGGCAUGCUGCUCACGUGGAUGGACCCACACUACCAGUAGACUACCUUGCUGCUCUCUUCUUCCAAGUUCAACAGAUUGUCAAGGUAAAUAUUUUAUCUGAGUGUGACUAGCCUCGCUCACCAGACCUUUCUCAAAAAAAGAAAGUUUGUGUGACAGAUGUCAACUGGCUUGAUGCAUGAUUUAUGUUUGGGUCUGGCUACUGUAUCAAUACAUGGUGAUGAUAGGACUGUUUGAGUUAUUCACGAAAAGCUUUGUGGACCGACCAACCAACAGAGUGACCUGUAGAGUUGUGGGAGCUGCUAAAAAGAAAAAGAAAAAAAGUAUUUUCUGUAUUUGAAAAUACAAAAUACAUGUAUUCUGAUACAUUUGCUGGCACCAGUGUUUUGUAUUUUAUUUUGAUACAUUUAUUUGAGGAGUGUUUUGUGUUUUGUAUCAAAAUACAUUUUGAUGUAUUUUUGCCCAUCUCUGACUGUGAUAAACUGAUGCUACAUGGAGACAUACAUAUUUCACACGAUGUCUCUGUUAGUGUUUCCACCUCUACCCGACAGUAACAGAUUUUUUUAAGAUUGUUAUUUGAGAGUAUAGUACUAUAGUACUUCAGCAUGAAGGGGGAGAGAGGGGAGUGACAUGCAGCGAGGGGCUGCAGGCUUGAAUCGAACUCACAGCCGCUGCGGCAAGGAUAUCGCCUUUGUGUAGGCUAUGGGAUGCCUGCCUGCCCUACCCUACUGGACGCCCCAGAAACAGAUUUUAAAUUGUCAUUUUGCAAACAAUCUGCCGGGCAGUUUGUUUGAGAUCUCUGCACUUCCGGAUGCUGUCGAGCGGAGACGCUUCGCUUAUCGGCAGGUGUUUUGCGCGAGAGGGCCAGCUCCAUGGUAACGGGACACCAACUAACUGCACUUGCUAAAGGUUGUAGACGGGCUACAAUGGCGGAGACGAGGAUAGAGAAACUCAGACACCCACCUAAAAGAGUUUUUAUCAACAACAUCGACUCAUACGCUUCUAAAUGUAUCGCCAAGUUUUUGUGUGAAUGUGUGGUUGGGGCAACUGUUGAUCCUGAUGGACAGGUGGACACUAUGGAGGACACAGUAGUGACCCACAGCAGAGCACGAGCUUUUCACAUUGUUGGAACUGUCUCUGACAGAUGUGAUGAGGACAGACCGUAUGUCCUGGAGGAGUAUUUCCAACUGAACAGAGAUGAACUACUUUCAAAACUGAUGGACUGUGAUGUAGUAAUCUACAACAUUACCCAGCAUGCUGAGCAGGUGGAGGAAGCCCUCUGGGCUGUCUCAGCUCUCCAUAAUGAAAUGAGCCAUUUCUCUGGACCGAAGAUGUUCAUCCUUGUCUCCACAGUGAUGACCUGGGCGUGCAGCAAGCCAGUCAAUCAUGAUGUCCCAUUCACUGAUGAGAUCUUCUGGAGAAGAAGAGCACAUCCCAAUUUUAAGCCACACAUUGACCUGGAGAGGAGGGUGGUCAAAAUGGGCAAAACUAACAGGACAUUGUUCUCAACAUACGUGGUGGCGUCAGGACUUCAGUACGGGAUGGGAGAACAGACCUUCCACUUCUUUUUCAAGACAUCAUGGCUGGGACAAGAACAGGAAAUACCUGUCUUUGGAGACGGCAACAACAUCGUGCCUACGAUUCACAUCAACGACCUGGCAUGUGUGAUUCAGAAUGUGAUAGAACGUCAGCCCAAGCCGUAUUACCUGUUAGCUGUGGAUAAUUCCAACAAUACCAUGGAGGACAUUGUGAAGACAGUUGCCUCUUCACUUGGACCAGGGAAGAUCCAGAAAAGGCCAUUCGAGGAAGCCUUCCUAACACAAGACUUGAGUGUAAUGGAAAUUGAUUCCUUGCUGGUCAACCUACACAUGGAGGCUGUCCAUCUCAAGGAACUGUACUCUAUCAGCUGGUUGUGCGAGUCUGGACUGGUGGAGAACAUAGACCUGGUGGUAGAGGAGUACAAGCAGACCAGAGGACUACUGCCCAUCCGUCUGUGUGUCCUGGGUCCUCCUGCAGUGGGAAAGAGCACAUUGUCCAGACAGAUCUGUAAAUACUAUAAACUCCAUCACAUCACAUUGAAGGAGAUCAUCUCAGGCACAAUCUCACAACUGGAAGAUAAAGUGAAGAAUGCUGAUCCAGGUGCAGAGAAUGAGGACUCUGCAGCAGAGACCAAGGAGCUGCUCAACAGCCUGAAGGACAGUAUGGAGCAGUACGGAGGUCUUUGGGAUGACCCGCUGUUGGUGAAGGUGGUAAAGGAGAAACUGAUGUCUAACCCAUGCAGAAACCAGGGUUUUGUUCUUGACGGCUUUCCCAAGACAUGUGAACAAGCUAAAGAGCUCUUCUACUCUGAAGAACAUGAAACAGAAGAUGGAACAUCCCAGAUUUCCUUAUGCAGCAAGAAGAUAAUGCCAGAGUUUGUUUUGUGCCUGGAUGCGUCAGAUGCCUUCCUGAAGGAUCGAGUGAUGAACCUGCCUGAGAGGCUGGUACAGGAGCUAAAUUACAGGCAGGAGCACUUCCUACGACGACUGGCCAGAUACAGAGAGAACAACGUGGAAGAUGAAACUGUUGUCAACUACUUUGAUGAGCUGGACAUCAGCCUUCUGUUCCUGGAGAUCACCAGUAGCCAUGAGCCUGACUGCCUGCUGCUGAUGCAGAAGAUCUUUGACACGGUGGGCCAGCCCAGAAACUACGGCCCCAGCAGCCAGGAGGUGGAGGAAGGGGAGAGGAGGAAGGCUGAAGAGAGGAUGAGGAGAGAGGCCCAGGAGAAAGCUGAGGAGGAGAGGUGGGAGGCAGAGGAGGCCAAACAAGGCGCUGCGCACUGGGAACAGUGGACCAAAGUUUUGGAGGAGGUGAGGCAGCAGGAGGAGGAGCUACUGGAGGCCCAGACAGUCUCUAUGAGGAACUACCUGAUGGAGUAUGUCAUGCCCACUCUGACCCAGGGCCUGAUCGAAUGCUGCAUGGCCCAACCACAGGACCCCGUGGACUUCCUGGCGGAGUUCUUGAUAAAGAGCAAUCCCUUUAACUACUAAAAGUGGAGGUCAAUUCUUCUUGUUGCACCUACACAUUAUGCAAAUACAACACAGGAAAACUGAAAUAAAACUGUUAUUUUUUUCUCCCCUAAUUGUCCUGAGCUCUUUAGUAUAUUAGGGACUGAAGUCAUUACAUGCAGCAUUUCUAUUAGAGGAAAACCUCCUGGAGUCUCUUAAACUUGUCACAGUAUUUCAGCCAUCACAUGCCAAGUGUCCCUCGGUUCAUGCUGGGAAUUUGAUUAGGUCUGAUUUGUAAGUGUCCCAUUCUCCUGCCCCUGUUGUAUUUACACAAAGCUUUGUUUGGGCUCUUGUGUGCCGGCCAUUACUUAAAAGCCCCCUAAAACAGCAGAUGAAAGUGUGCAUGAAGCCAAAAGCUAAUUAGGAAGUUAAUUUGCGUAAUGAACUUGGUAAACUCCAAAGUAGACACGCUCGGGUCAUAAUUGCUUUGAUUUGGCUUCUGAUAUUCAGGAAGGAUAAAUGUUACAAAUGGCAGCUAAUUUGUGUGUCUCUCAUGUUGCCACUCGUGAAUCCAAAGUGUACAUAAUUGGUUGCGACAGAACACCAAAUUAUUUCAUUGUACAUACUUAAUCACCACAUGGGGAAAUUAGUUCAGUUUAUUUGGGAAACAUUGUGACGCAAGCCACUGCAGGACAAUUUGACUGCACCAUCUGUACAAACACAACAUGGAGAGUUUCCUGAAAGUGAAACGCAGCUUUUAAUGGUAAAUAUGGAGGUAUACAAUACCCUAAUACUCUCAUGUGAUCUGAAACAUGGGCUAGAUAUUUUAUUUUCUACCUUAGUAAACAGAAGAUCUUGACAUUUGAUUAUUAGUGUCUCUUCCCCUGCAAAGAAGAUUUGCACAAGCACACGUGUCACAAAAUAAGCUGGUGCACAAAACAGCAACUCUGUAUUAACUUUCACUUUCAUAGUUUGGAUUAUUUGGACCAAACCAGGACAAAAAAAAAAACACAUUGCUUCCUUUUAACUCUGGUACAUUUCCUAUUCACAAUAAAUCUUAACAAACAAACCAAGGAAUCAAAUGGACUGACAGGUAUCUUAUUGAUCAGACAAUUGAAAUGACUCAUCCUGAAUCAUUUGCUCUACAUGGACCUGUUAACGAAAAUUAAUUUCCAGUGACUGACAGCAGGCCUUGCUACACUAUUCUGAAUUAUUCAGUGGUGGAGGAACAACAGAGAUGUUUUACUUA
This is a messenger RNA of Epinephelus fuscoguttatus (brown-marbled grouper), 4731 nucleotides long. It is a transcript of the gene ak7b, whose product is annotated as adenylate kinase 7b. Gene Ontology annotation, molecular function: ATP binding; AMP kinase activity. Gene Ontology annotation, cellular component: cytoplasm. The transcript is spliced from 18 exons. The record is from RefSeq and is a predicted model, not a curated record. Gene Ontology annotation, biological process: nucleobase-containing compound metabolic process. Bases 1368 to 3524 code for a protein of 718 amino acids. Lineage: Eukaryota; Metazoa; Chordata; Actinopteri; Perciformes; Serranidae.